AUGGCGUCACCUUUUAUCAUCGUUUUCGCUGCGGGCGAUGAUGAAGUAAACCACCAAAUCGCCCGCCAGUUCGCGCCUCGCCACCCCAUCGCCUUCCUCUGCCCGCCCUCGCACAACCUCGCCGCCGCCGUCCGCGCCGCCCACGCCGCCGGCACCGAAGCCGUCCUCUUCGAGACCGACCUAUCCUCCGUGCCCUCUGUGCAAUCCUCCAUCGCCGCCGCCGCCGCCCACUUCGGCGCCCAAUCCUCCGCCGCCGCCGCCGCCGCCAUCUUCCAAGUCCGCCGCACCCCCUCCGCGCCGUUCCUGACGCAGACCUCCGCGCAGUUCCGCGAGGAGACGUCGGCGCAGGUGGCGAGCGCGUACGCGUUCGCGCAGGGGGUGAUGCCGCUGCUGACGCGCGGGGCGGGGAGCGGAGAGUUCCCGGCGACGCUGGCGUUCGUGGGCUGCGAGGGGAGGUCGCGGAGCGAUGCGGUGGUGGAGGGCGCGCUGGUGGCGCUGAGUCGCAGCCUGGGGAGGGAGUACGGGAAGAAGUACAUUCACGUGGCGCACUUGAAGUUUGGAAAGGGCUCGGCGGCGGAGGGCAAGGUGCGCGAGGGUGAGGAGAGGGAUGUGCGUGUCGCGGAGACGUUGUGGCACUUGUACACGCAGCCAUUGUCUUGCUUUGCAAAUGAGCUCACCAUCUGA
Molecule: messenger RNA, 684 nt
Organism: Cordyceps fumosorosea ARSEF 2679
Lineage: Eukaryota; Fungi; Ascomycota; Sordariomycetes; Hypocreales; Cordycipitaceae
Product: oxidoreductase, short chain dehydrogenase/reductase family
Exons: 2
Coding region: 1-684 (227 amino acids)
Source: RefSeq, a predicted model, not a curated record